Lymnaea stagnalis (great pond snail) is the source of this 38060-nucleotide messenger RNA. The record is from the annotation of a GenBank genome assembly. NCBI's taxonomy places the organism in Eukaryota, Metazoa, Mollusca, Gastropoda, Lymnaeidae.
GACUCAUAUUUUUUCUUGCUCUGCGCAGGUCCAAAAUGGCGACCAUCUCUAAAGUCACAGCCAGAGAUAUGUGAACCUUGUUUAAUAUUCUGAUAAAUGAUGGAAACUGUUUACUAUUUCAGCACCUUCGGAUAAUGGAUUUAGCGGAAAUCUAAGAUUUUUUUGGGGAAAUUACCAGUCUUCAGGGCUUUUUAUCAUAAUUCUGUCAAACUUAAUCAAAUUAUCUUCAGCAAUCCCAACUAAAACAGGAGACAAACAGGCGUGAAGCGACGAAGAGUCAAAACAAAACUUAUCAUCGUAAAACUAAAACGUCAAGAGACCACACCGCGCUGUUUGAGAAGCAAUAAUAAGUGUAAUAAAAGUGAGGACAUAAACAUCAAGUUACUUUUAACAUUAAACUCGAUAUGUUCCUCAUAUAUGAUGGUUUGCCACAGGCCCAGUUAUAAUAUAGGCCUACUUCUUAUUAAAGUUUACCUAAGUUUUUAGGCUUACACUCCACAACUUCCUCUACCCUAACUCUAUCCAAUUCAAAAUGAGUUCACAUAAUCACACUUCAGUAAUCAGUUUCCAUAACAAAUUUCCAUUAAAAGGCAUGACAUUCAAAAUUGGGUGACUUGACACUUGCCUUCAUUAUUGGCACUUUUUGAACUUCAUACUUCAUCAGUAUCAGAAUAACUAAUAUUCAUUAUCAUUCAAUGAAUUCAAUCAUUAGCUUUACUUAAAAAGGCUGAGCCUAAGGAUAAACUAAAUACUAAAUGAUGUCACUGUCAUCAUGCUAUUUUGGCCAAUUAUUACCUUUAACAGCCCACCCAUAGUUGGAAAUUUGUAGCACAAAUUAUACACUUUUAUCAUCAUAAUCAUACAUCAUCACAAAUCGGUGACCCCGCCCCCCUUAGACAAGUGACACCAUUUAUGGAUGGUUCCUAUAAUAAGCCUAGCUCUAAUGCCUUAUCCAAUGAAUUAACUUAGUAAUAUACUAAUAGUUAAAGCCAUAUGCUAUCCAGGCAUUCUAGGUUAAUCUCUCAUUUUACUAAAAAGUUAAGGUCCUAAGUUCAAUACAAAAUAAAUAAGCCUAGGAAGCCUAGGUCUAUCAUAUUUAUUUAAAUUUGUAAUUAUUGCUAUAUUUAUUAAAAGUAUGAAAUAAUUAACCUAUUCCAUUUUACAGUUGCGAGUAGAACAAAAAAAAUUUAAGUUUGAGCCAUGUUUGUCAAUUGUGAUUUAUACUGAAUUAUACUGAGAUCCCUUCCAUAUUUAUUAGGUUUUCUACUUAAAUAUGGAGAUCUUCUGACACUUAUGUUUUUCAAUUCUUCUGUAAUUCUGUUUUUUUUGGUCUUGUCUGCUGUUGAAGAAAUCAUCUAGCCAAAUGUUCUUUUGUCUUUUCAUUUCAAGCGUAAGCAUAUCUUUGUACACUAUUCUUUUCCUUCAAGUAUAAAAAAAUGUUGUUUGUUUCAGUGAAGAGCAGAGUCCCAGCAAACAAUCAUUAUUAUUAUUAUCAUAGCCCUAAUUUUAUGUCAAAUUUUAUAUACUAAUGAGAUUCAAUGAGAUCAGAUCCUUUGUUAGACAAAAAAAAAAUGAUUUUCUUCUUGUCAUUGUCAGUUCAAAUAUAAAAAAUUAAACUCUGGCAAAAUGUUGUAGUUCUAUUAUUAAUUGAGAAUGCCAUGUUAUGUUGAAAAUUCUUUCCUCUUGUUUACAGGGGCAAAAGAACAAUCUAAAAAUGUCUUUCUUGAGUGGCUUCAAGAAGCUAUUUAGGUUUGGUGCAGAUGAUGGCAAUGACAAGAAAAAAGGACAGUGGAAUGUAAAUAUAAAAAAAGAUGUGGAUCCAAAUCAGUUCUGGGAAAUUACUGGAGAAAUAGGAGAAGGAGCCUUUGGUGCAGUUUAUAAGGUUAGUAAAGAUUGCACUGUUUUGAACAAUUACUAAAAUAUUAAGGGAAAAAAAAUAAUUGUGAAGUAAGUUUUUGACUACAAAUUGCAUCAAUAAUCAGUUUUAAUUUUUAUUUUCCAGGCACGAAACAAAGAGACAAAUGAGUUUGCUGCGUUGAAGCAAGUUGAGAUUAAAAAUGAGGAAGACUUAGAGGACUUCUCCGUAGAAAUUAAUAUAUUGGCUGAAUGCGCACAUAAAAAUAUCGUUGGCCUCCAUGAGGCUUUUUUCUUUGAAAACAAAUUAUGGGUAAGUAAACAAGAACAUAAAGGUUUUACAUUUUAAAAAAGUAUGUCGCCAGAAGUUUAUUUUCCUAAAUUCAGUUAAGGGAAAGAAGUCUUGUUGCAAGCUAUUUAGAUUGGCAGAGGUGUUGAAAUGAGAAAAUGUAUUGUAAUUGUAGUAAAAAUGGCAUUUAUUAGUAUAAAAUGGAAAUAAAUAAUACUUUUAAAUAUAUAUCUUGCAAACAGGCACAUAUCCAAGAUUUAUUUUUCAGGCUUCCUGUAAGACAGUGAGGAAGUAGUGUUGGCUUAUUGGAAAAAAAAAUUUUAAUACUCAUUUAUAAACUGGCAAAUCCAAAAUAACAAUAUGUAAAUGUCUUUAUUUUUGACAUUUAAAAUAUGCCUUUUGAAAAGCUUGUUUGAGUAUUUUAAUGGAUCAUGUGUACUGUAUGCUUAAUACUUAUAUUAAUUAAAACAAUAGUUAGGUUUAAUUUGAUAUCAAACAAAUGGUACAAAAAUAUUGACAAUAGCAAAUGGUGAAGGGUGCAAAUAUUGUGGUAGAAAGGGGCAGGUGGCUGUAUGCUUUUUAUUUUUCUUCUUCUUUGCCAUUCUCAACUCCCAGUGGAGCAAAGGCCACUUACAAUAUCCUUCUACAUCUUCUGGUCUCUUGACAUCUUCUCUAAAUCUUUCCAAUCUUAAGUAUAUUCUUUUCUACCUCUUUGUUAUCCAUUUUUCCUUCUGUUUGGAAUUUCUUCCUUAACUGGGAUUUUUAGGUGAGGGAUGCGAAAUAUUUUCAAAGAAAUACUCUUUGAGGAAAACUUACUUAGGAAGCACAUCUUUUUUCAUAUUAUUUCUCAGAUGUUUAUUGAGUAUUGUGGUGGAGGAGCAGUAGACUCUAUCAUGGUGGACCUGGAGAAGCCCCUUACAGAGCAAAUGAUUCGCUAUGUUGCUCAUGAAAUGUGUGUAGCCCUGGCCUUUCUGCAUGAACGUAGAGUUAUACACAGGGACAUUAAAGCAGGAAAUGUUCUACUUACACAAGAAGGAGAAGUCAAACUGGGUUGGUGGAUUAUAAAUGACUUUACACAUAUAUGAUUGUUUGCCAAAUCUUUGAGUUUUGUUUUCAUGGUUUCCUAACUUAAACACUUUCUUCCUUAAUUGAUAAUAUUAGAAUGAAAGAAACAGUUAAAAUUUUAAAAAGUUAGAAUAAUUUAUUUAUAUUUCAUGUUUUAUUUUGAAAAAAACAGUUAAAAUUUAAAAAUUUAGAAUAAUUUAUUUGUAUUUCAUGUAUUAUUUUGAAAAAAAAAGUUAAAAUUUUAAAAGUUAGAAUAAUUGAUUUGGUUCCGUGAAAUAAGCGCACACGACAAACGCGCACAGAAAAUUCCGCAAAGACAUAGUUGUUCACAGGAAAACUGCGCACACCGACAGUUGCGCACUCAGAAAAUUGUGUACACCGACUAAAGGUUGUUGUUGGUCUUCAACGUAAAAGACAAGUCGGCAAUUAUAAGUGGCUAUGAUUAUAAAUACACAUUUUAAAGAAGAAAUACUGAUUUUUAAAACUAUACUCAAAGACUAUACACAAAUAUAAUAAUAAUAUUAGUAAUUAUAUACGUAACAACAGAUUUAUGGCACCAAAAGUUACAUUUCUUUGUGGCAAAGAAGAAUUAUUUCUAUUAAUAUUUAAUUGACAGCAAUGCUCCAUUAAAAAUAUUUAAAGAUAAUUUGAUGACAGUGAUGAAGACAACUGUAUGCAUCAUAGGCAUAAGUCGUAAGACUUAAUAAGUUGAAUAAGAGUCAAGAUUGUGAUUACUGUAUGGAAAGUAUUACGUUUACUUUUAAAUUAUAGUCGCAUUAAGCAAAAUGACGCCUGUAACUGUAGGCGUAAGCAGUGUUAUAUUUUCAAUUCAAUAGACUUGACAAUUAGUAGGCUUACGUAGGCCUACAACGUCGUAAUGAAGUAUUAUAAUUAUAGUUUAAAAUAUUAAUUAUAGUUUAAAUAAUCUUCCUACUACGCCUAGUACCUAAACAUAAUGGAGUUGUAGGCUAUCUUAUAUUUUUAAAUAAUAUAGUUUAAAAUAAUCUUCCUACCCUAAGUCUUAGUCGAGGCCUAAUUAUGCUUUAAUAUUCAUUAUAAUUAUAGUUUAAAAUACGGUAAUGGUCCACCUACUAGUAACCUACCUAAGCCUAAUUGAGUUUCAUUAUAGUAGUUAAAAAUAACUUCCUUAAGUUAUACUAGUUAUAGCCUAUAGAAUGCUCUAUACUCAUACAGAUAAUCCAAAUAUCAUAUACUUGCUAUAUUAAUAAGUUAAAAAAAAGAAUAAUAUUAGCAGAUUACGUUUUACUGUAGUAAACUCAGGAAAGCAAUCAUAAAAUUACCCAAGCAGAAUUAAGGAUAUUUCUACUAUAAUUUAUUUUGUAAUUGUAAGAACUGAACUGUUUUCCUUAGUUUUUUUUUCUCUCAGUGAAAUAUAUUUAGUCCUACUAUUUAUUAGCCUAUUUAUUGUUAUAUUAUUGUAAAUUUGUUGGUUAAUGUCUCAGUGAUUAACUAAUGUAGUUUUUUUUUUACAAAGUCUUUUGACAUAAUUCAUGCUUAUGAAUAGUAUGAUAAUGAUUGUGAGUGUAAAUAAUGGAAGGUCAUUUCCACCAAGCAGAGUUAAGACAGACAGUUUCCUGUUCUUAAAACAAGAGAGGAUUUAAGGAAAUUUUGAAUCCCAAUGGAUUUGAUUUAUUGAAUAUAUUUUUAUUACACAAAUGAAUAAAUGCAGGAUAACUUUUAGUUUUCUACAAAGGGUAUGCACUAAUUAUAAUGCUAUAUGAUUGUGGUCUUGAUAAUGGUAGGUACUAAUGAUUUAUGAUUGUGGUCUUGAAAAUGGUAGGAAGGCCCUACUAAUGUUAUAUGAUUGUGGACUUGAAAAUGGUAGGCACUAAUGUUAUAAAACUGUGGUCUUGAAAAUCAAUUUGUAAUGGAAAAAACUAGUUAGCAUUAUUUUCCUCAAUAUUUUCAAUAAAUGACCAUGGCAUCAUCUACAGAAGGUUUCAGACCUCUGGCUUGGUUAAAUGUUUUCUUUUAUUUAAAGAAAAAUUGUUUUUGUUUUGUCUACUAAAUUUUAAUCCAGCACAAAGUACUUAAUAUGAAUUUUUUGUGAUAAUUGUUGAAAUGUUUUUCUUUGAAAUUAAAAAAAAAACUAUAAUUAUUUACAAUAGUUUAAUAUUUUUAAUUUUUGAGGGUAGCAUUUUAUUCAAAAUCUUGUCUAAAUUACUGUAACUUUUUAAAACAAAGUUUACAGCAUUAUUCAUUUGAAAUUUUAAUGUGCUGCAGUCUUGUAUUCUGGUAUGUGCUAGAAAGAUAUCACUUUAAUUGCAUCUGAAUAUCAUAAUAUUCACAUGCAAUUUGUCUUUUUAAAUUGACAUGUUUAAUUAUUUUAAAAUAAAUCACUUUAAAUUUAUUAAAUAUUUAGAAACAAAUGUAAAUUAAGGAGCAUUCAAUUAAUUUUAAAAUGAUAUACAAUAAUUUUAGGGGGCUACAAUUACUACAAAAUCAAAAGCCAUGACACAUUGAUAAAUAUUACUUUGUGAGAGAUCUUAAGAUGUUUGAAAGAAAUAACAUGCUUUGUUAUGGUUGCAGCAAUAUUUUUUUUUUAUAAAUAGGAUUUAGUUUAUUUUAUUAUUAUUAUUAUUAUUAUCAUACAAAGUUAACUCCAAGUAGUUUUGCAUAAUAAAAUUAAAUCUAGAAACACAAUUUUAAACACAACAAUUAUUGUUCCUAUUAUACUAUUAUUGUUAAUUUUAUUGUUUCAAAAAAUUUAACAUAAGAAUAAUUUACAUUAAUUAAUGAUUAAUUUUUAUGGUAAAUUAGCCUGUUAGCACUAUAAUUACGCAGUUAAAAAAAUGUUUCGCUAUUUAAGUUUUUUUCGUUUAAAUUAUUUUUAAAUUCAAUUUUUAUCAUACUGUCUCACUGAUUUGUAGACUUGUAUUCUUCCCAACUUGCCUUUUGUGCUGAUAGGCAACUGAACUGAACCAUGUUAAAUCUAAAAAUGUGGCUUAAAAUAAAAUGUCAAUGAAAUUUGCGCAUUUGUGUGUAUUUGCUAUUGUCAACAUUCGCAAUUGUCAGCGUGCAGAUUUUUCUGUGUCUGCAUUUGUCGGUGUGCGCUUUUUUCUGUGUGCGCAACUGUCGGUGUGCGGAGUUUUCCUGUGUGCAACUAUGUAUUUGCGGAUUUUUCUAUGCGAGUUUAUCGUGUGCGCGUUUGUCUUGUGCGCAUAUUUCUGGUCACCAAUUUAUUUAUAUUUCAUGUAUUAUUUUGAUAGCAAAUUUUUAGCCUCAGAAUUAGCCCUAUUGGAGAAAUAUGGAAACUUAUUUUUUUACUAAAAUUAUUAGCGAUUUUAUUUUGUUUUCACUUUAAUUCUUUCAGCUGAUUUUGGUGUAUCAGCAAAAAACACAAAGACUGCACAACGCAGGGACACUUUCAUUGGAACUCCUUACUGGUAAGCUGAAACUUAACCACUGCUCAUCAUUAGAAUUAUUAACGUUCUUACAGACAUUAUUUCUAUACUUUUCUCUCAUAUUUUAUAUUUAAAAGAGUUAGUAGAACGAACGACUACCUUAAAAAUCUGUGCUGCAAAUGUCUUGCAGAUAUGUAUUUAAAUGUUGGUGGAACGUCAAGAGGAGUGUUGUGGACCAAAUUUUAUUGACCUGAUGUUGCAAGAAGAUAGCCAUAGCUCUAUUUUUGUGAAUGAAUAUCACAAUUCUUGUGCUCUGAGAAGCUUUAUCAUGAUGUUGAUAGGUUAUAACAUGAUGAAGUCCCUGAUCACUAAAACAUGAUGAAGUCCCUGAUCACUUACUUAUAACAUGAUGAAGUCCCUGAUCACUGGAGACUUGUUUUUUAUUUUAUCAUAUAGUAAUUAGAAGAAGCUGAGGUCAUUUUAGGAGAGAUGGUUUUGGAUCAAUUUUAUAUUUACCUUUUAGGAUGGCCCCAGAAGUUAUAUUAUGUGAAACCCUUAAGGAUGUACCAUAUGAUUACAAAGCAGACAUUUGGUCCUUAGGUAAGUGUUUUAUUACUCAGUGGAAUUAUUUAAAGGAAAAAUGCAAUACUUUACAAUUUUAAUUACUGUUGGAGCUAUUGGAGAAAUUUUUGUUAGCAAAGUAUUUUUUAAGGUUAAACUAAUUAUUUUCUCCAGGUAUAACAUUGAUAGAGUUUGCCCAGAUUGAACCUCCAAACAAAGAAAUGCAUCCGAUGAGAGUCUUGAUCAAAAUUCAAAAGGCUGAUCCACCCGGAUUUGACAAACCCUCUAAAUGGUGAGGAGUCUUUAUAUUAAUUGAUAAAUAAUAGAUGUUCUUUGUCAAGUGAAUGUUUUAUUGAUAUAACAUUUUUACAGCAUUUCCAAUUCAUUUAAACUUUCAUUUAAAUAAAUCUGAAUUUUGUGAGAGAAAUUUUAUUUUUUUAAAUUUUUUGUUAGAAUUUUUUUUAUCUUGCUUAAAAUAAGUUUGUUUUCACCUUUAACUUGUGUUGAAACUUCUUCAUUUUUGCAGGUCAAAGGAUUUUAAGGACUUUGUUAGCAAAUGUUUGAUAAAGAAUCCAGAACAAAGAGCAACAGCACAGGAGCUCUUAGAAGUAUACAGAUGAAAUAUUUUUUUCUAAUUAAUUAUUAAAGCUUAAAAUAACAAAUUUCUAUUGAAAAAUUAUGAGAGGUAUUGUAAAAUUAAAAAAAUAGUUUUUCCAGUUUUUGUUGCUACAUACAUUAACUAAAACUUAUUAACUGAAUUUAUUUGCCUGGGCUAGAUGGCUUUAAAAGCAUACAAUUUUACAUUAACUUUAUUUAGUUGCUUGGGCAGGUGGGCCAUUAAAAAAAUAUAAUUUGUAUCACUGGUCAAAACCUUUAGAUUUUAACAUUUAAACCCUUAGCAAGCACACCACUACAGAAAUGCAAUAAUUUAUUCUUAAACAUAUUUGUACAAUUUAAAAAGAAUUAUACCUAAUUCAAUUAAAGAUUUAUUGUUUUGGUUCUGUUUUCCACAGCAUCCAUUUAUCAAAGGUUAUGUCGACAAGAAAGCCAUCAUGGAUUUAAUCUAUGAAGCCAAGGCUGAAGUUGUAGAAGUAGUAGAAGACUUAACUGAAGAAGAGGAUAUUUUAGCCAUCAAGGUUCUAAGGGCUUUUUAACAUUAGUUUUAUUCAACAAUUUAAAAAAAAAAUUAAGUUUAUAUUUAUUUAUUCAAAAUUCUUGUUUUAUUUUAAAAGGAUAAAAGUGAUUUCAUUUUGAUUUUAAAAUGCAUGACUUUAAAAAUUUUUUUUCUUCCUUUUUUAAAACAGAGAAACAUGAGUGCAGAUUCACAAUCAAUAGAUUUAGAUAGCAUCUCUCUUGCAAGUGAUGAGAAAGAUAAGGUAACUCUGGUUGGAUUUAAAUUAAAGGGAUAUGAUUCAAAUACCAGUAGAAUUUUAAGUAAGAAAACUAAAAAAAAAAACAAUAAUAUUAUCAGUGGUUUGGACAAUUUAAACUAGUACUUUUUUUUAUAAAGUUCCUAGGAAACCUUUACAGUUUAAAGUUUCGCUUACAAUAAAGAAAAACAUAAUUAAUAUUGCAAGAAGCCACUGUAAUUGUUAAUUGUUAUUGAAAUGGUAACUUUUAUCUUCCGUGUUACACAUUUAAACAUGAAUUUUUUAAAAAAAAUUGCAAUACCUUUCUUAUUAAUUUUAUAUUCAAUUUUAAACAUCUAAUUUUAUAUUCAAUUUUAAACAUUCAUUACUCUAUUUCAAACAGGAGCAUAAUGAUUCACGACUGUCAACAGUGGUAGAAAUUACUGUUACAACCCCUGAAAAAUCUCCAGCAGUCAAACGCAAGCCCGCGCCAUCUCCUCCUGAGGUGAUACCAGUAAUACCGACUGUUACUUCAACAGCUCAGGUUGAUGAAAAACCUGCCAUUUCCUCUGAUGAGGGCAUUGGGGUUAGUGGAGAUGAUAAAUCUAGCUCAGGAAGUUCAGAGUCUAGUCAGGUAAAAAAAAAAAUCAAAUUGCUUCAUGUUGAAUGACAGUAUUUUUUAAAAAAAGAUUACCAGUAGUUAAAUUGGAAUUGUUAUACUGGAAUUUGAAAUUUUCCUCUUUAAGUUAAUUUUAAGACCCAAAAUAGUUUUAGGAAUGAAAAAAAAAAAAAGACUCGCCUAGGGGAAAUAAAUGAUUCAGGGCAUCAGUGUUAAGCAGUGUAUGCAUUUAUAGGCAAUAUUUAAAUUUAAAUUGUUUUAAUGUAAUGAAUAAAUGUUAUUAACUGAUUCUUAUCCAUCAUUGAAUAAUUGUAGGUAUUGUAAGUAAUUGUGAUUUAAUUCAUUUAUAUCCUAAUUUUAACUCAUUUUUUCCCAACUUUCUGUAGAGUUUCAGCCCAGCAAAAUUGAAAGAAGUUGAUGAAGUUGUUGCACCUGUGAUCACAGAGCCCAGCGCUGAAAGUGGUGAGGCCAUUUCUUCCGAGAUUGUCAGUGAUAUCAUUGAUGAUGUCCUCAAUUCCACCACUCUAGAACCUUCAGUUGCUAGUGUUGUCUUUGAUACCUUCAGAGAUUUUGUAUCUCCUGAUGAAACAACUGAUGUUAAAGAGGGAGAUGAAGUUUUGCCACUGGUUCUUCCAAAUACUGAUCCGAUCGUUGAGGUGAAAUCACUAGAAAAGUCUGAUGAAAUUAAUAUGGGUUCUAAAGAAAAUCUCACUGAUCUAGAAAAUAUAAAGAAAGGUUCUAAAGAAAAUCUCACUGAUAUAGACAAUCUGAAAUAUUCGGAUGAAGAUAUGGACAUUAUUGAUGAUAAACCAGUGACUGAAACAAAUACAGUUACUGUGAAUGGUUUUGUACCUCCCAGCGAGCCACUUCAUCAUGAUAAACAAUCAUCUCCAAGGGAGCAUGAGACCAACCAGGUCAAUGCCUCUCAUAAACCACAUGAAUCUCCUGAUGACAAAAAGCUUCUUGAGCAGGUCAAGGACCAUGUGGCUCCUGGUCUAGCCCCAUCUCUCAAUGUGCCUGUAGCCGUGCCUCAAACAGAUCUGGAUACUUUUGAAACAAAAAUGAUUGAUGAAGUGAUUAACAUGGAUGAAGACUCAGACAAGCGUUCUGACUCUGGCAGUGUAAAUACUCUUGACAGUGACUUGCAUGAUACAGAAAAGGAUGGUGAUGUUGUCCAGAGACGACAAAAGAAGGGGCACAUCCGUCCAAGGAAUGUAAGUUUGUAGAUUCAUUCCCUUUUGAGAGCUAUUUAUAAAAUAAAAUAAUUAUUUGAAUAUAAUGUAUAUUUUACUUUUGUAGAGAAAUGUAAACAAGGUUUUAUCACCAUCUAUAUCAGUAUAAAUCAAAUUUUGUCUUACUUGAAGUUAUUUAUGUUUAGCAAACAUAAAUUUUGACUAGAUCUAACAAUGUAGAUGGGUAAUCUUCUUAUUUAAACUCGAUGCAAUUUUAAAAUUGUUAUAACUGUAGUUAACCUGUUCUUAAACUACAUCAGCUUCUUGAGUACUUUGAAACAUAUCAAAUUAUGAAUGUUAUCAUUAUUUUGCUGUUGAAAUAAUGGCAGUGACAACCAACCAAAAUGGUUCAAAAUUCAGAUGGAAUUGUUAAACAGCCACCACUUUUUUUUUUGUUUUUAAAUAAAUCUGAUAAUAGGCUAAUACAAAAGUUGAAUAUAUUUCAGAACAACUUUCUGUUCAUAUUUUAAAAUAUUUAGUUGUAAUUCAUGUUGUACAGAUUAAAUAUAUAAUUUGUGAUUUUUAUAUACACAUCUAUUAGAGAAUAUUGAUUAACACAUCUAUAAGAUUAAUUCAUUAACUUCAAUAUAGAUAAUAAAAUGAAUCUUAGGUAAACAAAUUUUUUACAAUAAUUUUGCAGGAGAGUAAGAGUCAUUACAGAACUAUUGCCAAAACUCGUACCUACAUGAAAGAUGGCCAAGUUGUAACAUCGACCAUUACUAAAGUCAUAGCAACGGGUGAGGAGAACCGGGUCAGAGAGGAUCAUUUACACAGGUUGGUACAUGUCAGCCAUCUUAUCUGAUUGUCAUACAUCUGUUGACAUAUGUCUGGAUCAAUCACAUACCUUCUAUCUUUUACGUUGUGGGGUCUGUUGACCCCAACUACACAGUAUGUAGAAGAUCCAGAAAACAAUAAAGGGAAUUAUGAGCUGUGAAACAUUGAACAUAAAAAAACAAAAAUGUAUUCCUAUUUUGCAUUUAAAAAAAAAAAGUAAAGCAUGAGUAUGUCUUGUACAUGCAUACAGUCAAAUACCAUAUUAUUAAUGUUAAAAUUUGAAUCCAAAAUUUAUAUACAACUAAAAAAUAAGGGUUAGAAAUAUUUUAAAAUAUAGUGGUCCAUUGCAACAGAUACAAACAAACAGCACCUUGCAAUUACCAAUGGCUGCAAUUUACACUGAACUGAAUACAUAUUCACUACAAUGUGACUAUAUAAUUGAAAGAUUUAAAUAUCAUAAAGGGUUUAUUCAGUUAGGUGGUGGACUACUACUUCUUUAACAUCUUGAGGGCCCACAAUCUGAUCAUUCUGGCUCCUAUAUUUGUAGAAGGGUUCAUGAUGUUUCUGUGCAUGGUUUUGAAGAGGAUAUUUGACUGGUUGCAAGGGCUACUCGGAGGGGUUUUAGGAACUGGGGGCUGGAAGGCAGGAGGCAAUAGAUGCAAUCGUGUUCAGUGUUGUCGCCUCUAUUGUUCCUUCUGAAGCUUGUUCCAUUCCUUGAUUGUCUUUGGCCGGAAUGAGCAGAUCCUGUCCUGUGUUCUUGCUGUAAUGAGCCGGAAUUGCUUGUCAUGGCCUCGCCGCUUUCUAGGAGGAGAUGGGGGAGUUCCUGUUUAAUGCUGGAGCAUUAGAACAGCCCAAUUUUUAUCUUGAUCGGCAUGAAGAGUCAGGAUAAUCGUCGCCAUUCUUCCAAUGGUGACCAGCCCAGUAUGCUGCGAACACUUUAGGCGCUCUUGUGGUUCAGGACAAAGCGUGCUGCCCGUUGCUGGACCGCCUCCAACCUAUCGAUUAGGGGUGUGCCGGAUCCGUUUUUUCCAACCGGAUCCGGAUUUUCUUAUGCGAAAUCCUCCGGAUUCGGAUCCGGAUUCCGGAAUAAACCGGAUUCCGUUUUCUCCCGGAUUCCGGAUUUUGGUACUAUUGGUAGAUACUUCGGUAAGUCAAGGUGGACUACUACUUUUUGUGUAUGGGAAUUCGCAAUCGGCGCCAAAAAAUCCGAGUUUUUAAUUUUCCGAUGUGUGUCUAUUUAUUUUAUUAAAUUAGUACUUUCGAUAUAUAUUUGAGUUCCGUUCCAUUUGGAUAAGUGUCUUACGAGAGACGCCAUGUUUCUACGCGUUCGCAGCAGGUCAUGCAGCUCGCUCAACCUAAUUUCGCCAUGGGGUUGGCCACGCCCCCCUUUUUAAUGGCGGAAGUUGACGAUACUUAGGAAAUAUUAAUUUAUUAUCACUAUUUACAUCAAAAUAAUUGAUAACUUGUGUUUCAGAAUGCAUUUAAAGACAUUUAAACUGGAAUGUUUUAAUUUGAGCUUUAACAACCCGGUAGAAUCCAUAUUAUAAAUGAUCAGAAUUUACCGUGUGCAACACGUUGUCAUUGGCAACCAUUCACAGCCACUUGCAUAACUGUAUCGUAGUACUACCUCAGAGUUUCAUUCAUAAGAGUUUGCCGUGUGCAAAAACUAUUAAACCAUUGGUCAGGGAAAGCUUUAAUUAAUUAUUCAUGUGCCAAAGUUGAAAGUUUAAACUAAGUCUAAACAGUAUUUUAGUGAUAAGGCAGGGAAUGCGUUGCCUUAUAUAAACUAUAUAGUCAUUGCGCAUGACGGGAUUGGUGGAAUGAGAUCACAGAAUGUGGAGAUGCAGUCCAUGUUAAAAAAUGACAAACCAAGUCGUACUUUAAAAAUUCAUAACUUUAAAACUACAACAGCUAAAAAUAUGAUUUUGGUGUUAUAAUUCUUUAAAAAAUUACAUCUUUUCAACUAUGCCAUUGGUUUAUUUUUACAAAAAGUUUAAAUUUUCUUAUCAAAGUCCCUACACUAUUGGCCACUAUUAGCGGUGCUGACUCUAGCCUCUGGUAUGUACGGAAUAUUAAACAUUAAACAAGCUCAACGCUCGAAACAAUCGAUUAAUGUAUCGUGAUCGUGUGGAAUUCGGGAAAGAGAAUUACUUUUAUUUCAGAUUAUGAUCCGGUGAGUCACAAAAUCUGGCAAAUUCCGAAAUCCGGUAUAUUCCGGAUUCCGGAAUCCGGUUGUUCCGGAUACAUGUAAAUCCGGCGGAACCGGAUUUCACCGGAUAGUGCAAAAUCCGGCGGAACCGGAUUCCGGCACACCCCUACUAUCGAUGCUCUUCUGGGUGAAUGGGUCCCAGAUUGAAAAUGCAUAUUCUAAAAGCAGCCAAACGUUUUUUCUUUCAUGCUGGAGUUGCAGAUCCUCAGAUUUCGCCUUAGGAACCCUAGGGUCUUGUUUGCCUGGUUGCACACAUUGUUAAUGUGCUCGCCCCAGCGGACUUCUCUUUGAAUGGUAACACCCAGGUACAUUACGGAGGAAACUGGCUCAUGCAGUUGGUAAGGGUGGUGUAGAGGGGUUCUUCUUCUGGUGACUGACAAGGUCUGUCACUUGGCAGGAUGAAAUUCCACGUCCCAGCUCCUCUCCCACUCAGCUAACCAAUGGAGGUCCUGUUGUAGCUGAUCCUGGGAGCUGUUCACCACCAUGGCGUCUGCAAACAGUCUUGCUUGGGAAGUCAGCAUCUCGGGCAGGUCAUUGAAAUAUGCUAGGAACAAACAGGGGCCUAGCACCCAGCCCUGGGGGACCCCUGACUUAACGCCAACAAAGGAGGACCUUGUGUCGUUUACCACAACUGCCUGGCAUUGGUCGCUCAGGAAGCUAGAGAUCCAUGUUUUGGUAGUACCUUGGAUCCCAUAUCAAUGAAUUUUAUAUGAUAGCAAACUAUGAUUGACACUGUCAAAUGCCUUUAAGAAGUACAUCAGUAGCACGUCAGUUUGCUUGCUGUUCUUCAGAUUAUCAAGUCUUCUACAAAUUGGAGUAGCUGGGUCUCACAUGACUUGGAAGCCAUGCUGAAAGUCAUUGAGUAUAUUUUGGCUUUCAAAUGCUUCAUGACUGCACUUAUGAUUAUGUGCUCCAAUAGUUUGCAUACCAUGCUGGUGAGGGAUACAGCAUGGUAGUUGGCAGGGUCGUAAUCGUCUCCUUUCUUGUAGAUAGAGUGAAAUGCGCUGCUCUCCAGUUUAAUGGACCAUUGCCUUUGCACAGUGACGAUUGGAAGAGGAUUGUCAGUGCAGGAGUGAUUUAUUGGCCAAUUCUUUGAGCACUCAAGCGGCAAUUGAAAUGUCACAUUAAGAAAUGGCGCCAGCGGGCCGUCAAGCUAAUGCUCUUUAUGCCCUCCCAAAGCACCCCCCCCCCCCAAGCCCGGUAUCGGGCCGCGAAGCGGCACGUUACGCUGGAGAUGUCCCUUUGCGGCAACUAAUUUGCUCUGUUCAACUCCUAUCCAUCCGAAAUUAUGACCUUUGCUAAAUGUCCCAGUAAGAAAUGGCGCCAGCGGGCCGUCAAGCUAAUGCUCUUUAUGCCCUCCCAAAGCCCCCCCCCCCCCCAAGCCCGGUAUCGGGCCGCGAAGCGGCACGUUACGCUGGAGAUGUCCCUUUGCGGCAACUAAUUUGCUCUGUUCAACUCAUAUCCAUCCGAAAUUAUGACCUUUGCCAGCAAAUGACCAUAAAUACUUACCCAUUUAAGAUGCGUGUUUAUAAAAAUCAGGUUUUCACAAUGGACCUUGAAACAUUGAGGGGGGCUACUGCUGUGCCACAUGGGGAGGGGGGGCUAACUGCUGUGCAACAUUGGGGGCUACUGGUAUGCCACAUUGGGGGAGGGGGGGCUACUACUGUCUGUGCCAUGUUGGGGGGGGAUAAUGCUGUGCAACAAUGGGGGCUACUGGUAUGCCACAUUGGGGGCUACUCAUGUGCCACAUUAGGGGUUGCUGCUGUGCAACAUUGAGGGGCUACUGUUGUGUAACAUUGGGGUCUACUACUGUUAGGCAUUGGUGGCUACUCCUGUCCGACAUUGGGGGCUACUGCUGUGACACAUUGUGUGCUACUGCUCUAGUAAUAAAGGGAAUUGUUUCAAACUUUUUCAUGCGAAUAAAUCAGGAAUAUGGUUUCAUACUAGAAAGUAUGCGAGAAGUUCUUCAUGAAUGAUUUUCUGCAUGGGGUCAUAUGAACUCAUUUAUUCCUGAUUUAUUAAAUUGGCUCAGACUAAAACAUGGCCAUCAUCAUGUACCACAGUUAACAAUGAAGAAAAAAAACCAACCUCUCUCCCCCCUUAGAGGGCAGGUCUCAGAGGUAGCCCUUUGGUCCCUGUCUCUAGCUAGAAUUUGUGAUGUAAUGUUUAAUUUAGGAGCCAGGUGUGCUCCCAUGACCACUUUAAUUAUUGAACCGUUCCAAGGAUCUAUGUGGACCACAGCUCUGAGGAAACCAUUGCAGGAAGUUCCCAAUGAGGAUCCCCAUCCUGUCUGCAUCAAUCUACCAUCAACAUAGCAUAACUACUUGCACCCUGGCUGGUGAAAAGGGAAUUUUAAUAAGUACCAGAAUUAAGGACCAUUUCUUCAUGGUGUCCACACUUUAAAAGGAAGCUACCUCACUCCCUUUCCAGGCUUCAGUGUAUGUGUGUGUGUGGGGGGGGUGAAGGGGGCUUGUGGUGGGGCAGGGGUUUUGAUAUAAUUGGUAGACCAUAAAGACCUCGGGCUCAUGUCUCUGACUCCAUCCACUAAGUAACAUUUUUGUGUGGCACUGUUUAUUUCUGAAUUGUUUUUUUUCAUAAAUACCAUUUAAUAGACCCAAGGAAAGGUCAUGAUUUGAAGCCUCAAGUAUAGUGAUAAAAGUGUAACUGUUGCUUCAUCAUUCCAUGGAGAUGUGGAAAUCAAUUGUUGCCAAAUGCACUUUAAGGUACAGGAGGAAACUAACACCAACAAUUGCUACAUUUUAAAAACUUUUAAAAUAUUGUUGCACUAGAUAACCCCACGCCUCCCACCAUCUCCAAGCCUCCCUUCACCCUUAAAGUCCUCACAAGAAGCCUGCCCUCAAACCAACCAUCUCUCAAACUGUGUACCUCCAAAGUAUACUGUUUACCUACCAUCACCUACCAUCCCCCACCUUACCCAUCUGGCAAGUCUCUCUUUACCAUCUAUCCCUCCCAUAUAAACAUAGCCAUGCUCAUUGCAUAUUAUAUAUACUGUUUUACUAUAUAAGUACAUUCAGUUAAUGCCCCAGUACCAAAUAAGGAGACAGAAAGAAACAUUAACAAACUAAAACCAGUUUAAAUGUGAGAAAAAAAUGAAGAAAAAAAUUAUGUUUUUUUCCUUGUUAAUUCAGUGUUGAAUUAUAUUGACAUUAUUAUUGAGUCAACUCGAAUCAAUGUGUAAUAUUUUUUCUAUACAAAGUGGAGGAACAAAAUAAUUGUCUUAAGUUCUGGAAUACAUUAUUUUUAGGUUCCACUUGGCAUAUAAUAUCAGUUGCAAGUCCUGUCAAAAUCAAAUUGGGUUAAAGUGUAUUGAUUGGUACGAACUAACCUAACUUGUUAUCCACGCCCAGAGUAAUUGGUUCCUGGCUGUUGAUCCCCCAUGUCCUACCAUCUAAACCUAUGCAACUAGCCAAGCAAACAAAACCCACAUUAAGCUAUGUGGCACCAAAUCCCCUGCCAUCCCAAGUAUCAAUGAAUAUUCUAAUCUCUUCUCUCGGUACCCCUCCCUUACUGGUGUUACUCCCCCCACCCCUCCUUUUCCCGCCCCCCUUCUCACUUGCUCAAGCCCGAAACCUUUUUCCCCCGAGCUCCAAACAGGGACUGCUCUCCAAUUUCUUGUUUCCCCAACUUGGCACCGGUUUAGCGAGCCAUCGGUCACCCAGAGGGGGGAGAAGCGUGAGUCACACACCUAAACAAAAACAUUCACUCUUUGGAUGUGCAUCCUGUCCCCCUUCUCUCUCUGGUGUUUUUUUUUUUUUUUUUUUUCAAUGGCAAAUUUUCCUCUGUUCUGAAAUUUCAGCUCUUCCAAAUUAUUUUUUUUUUUUUUUUUUUUUUUCAAUGGCAAAUUGUCCUCUGUUCUGAAAUGUCAGCUCGUCCAAAUUAUGCUCAUCCUCCCCAGCGAGCCUGUUGGGUUCAUCUCGAGUUUGUCAGCUUGGCUUUUUGGAUAAGUACCGUCUAUGCUUGUGAGAUAUACAUUUGCUAAAUGGCCACUGUAGAAGGGGGCGAUGGGACAUCUAAAUUAUUAAAUGACACAUAUUAUGUUGAUAGUGAUGUCUACAUUUUUUUUAUUAAACCCCUCUAAAUUGUCAUUGAAACGGAAUAGAUGGCACCGCCCAUGUUAAUGAGCACUGUAUACGUUUUAAUGAUGAUAUUUUUUGACUGGUUAGACUGAGUUGUACAAUCGGAACAAAAUAGUAAACUAAAUAAAAACAAACACGGAGAAAUGGUUGUGAUUGAAUAUUCAUUAAAGAAUAACUCAUCUAUAUAUUAUUUGACGCCGCCGAUCUUUAGUUUCCUGUGCUUACAAUGUUUGAGGUCUACUUCAUAUCAUAAGCUGGAGAGCUAUCUUAGUAUGAGGUUUGCUUCAUAUCAUAAGCUGGAGUGCAAUCUGAGUAUGAGGUUUGCUUCAUAUCAUAAGCUGGAGUGCUAUCUGAGUAUGAGGUUUGCUUCAUAUCAUAAGCUGGAGUGCUAACGGAGACUGCACAUCUUCAACCUUGUUUUAUUACAUCAAAAAUGUGUAAAUUUUGAUUUGUUUCAAUGCAUUAUUUGGCUAUAGAAUUGAAGAGUUUUACAACUUACAGGUUGCCUAAAUUGAUCCCCAUUAUCGAAUGUUAUUUGUAAAAAAAAAAAAGGUUUUGUCCUGUCCGUAAUGUGCAUUGAGCUGAUGGGGGCUGGUCGGAGCUGUUGAACUGAUUACAGGGGAGUUGCCAGCGAGCGUCAUUAUAAAACUGCUCUGAAGGGAGCCCAUGAAAGCUUUGGCUGCUCACAUGCAUCCGGCAUGCGGCGCACGGAGAUGUAAAAAAGCCGACCCCGCAACGAUGUCAAAUGUUUCAUUGAUCGUGGCCGAUAGAAACUGUUCAUCGCCCCUCCUCCUAAUUGGUUCACAUCUUAGCUUGGCCAACCUUGUACUACCGGCCCCAGGGGCAGCUGAGUCAAUGGGGGUAAUCAAUAAUAAAAUCAGUGGACAUAAGAUGAUGCUUGAAUGGAGAAGGAAAUACAAAGCGGGUGGGGGGAGAAGGGCGGUGUUAGAUUUAUACUAGUUUGAAAUGACCACCAUAAAAUAUUGCAUUACACUGACAUUUUGGAGUCUUAGCGUUUUCUGCAGGGGCGCUUUAAAAAAACUGAAUCGAUUUAUUUGGCCUCAACGCCAGCAUUUUAAGCACUAGCUUAAACCAUUCUUUGAUUAACUUUGAAUAUCUCCCCUACAUAAAUGGACAACGUUCUUGUCACCAGGAUGAGAACUUUUUUUUCUCUCUUUCUUUUAAUCGUCACUUUACUCAACGUAAAAAUGUCGGCUGACUUAUUUGGGGUCCAUUUAUGUGGAUUUUUGUUAUCUGUUAAUAAAAAUAGACGGUCACUAAUUAAAAUGAAGUUGUUAGCCGAGUUUUCACCAACUUAGAAUUUUGUCAUUUACAUAUCCUGUCAUGUACAUAUCCUGUCAGUUACAUAUGUAGGCAUAGGUAAGUCUCAACAAAUGCACCCGCCAACAAUGAACUCGAUGAAGACAUUCACCGAGUGUGUGUGGUAGACAAAGUAACCAUACAAUUUGAUGAUAUACGACCGCUCCCAUCUUGAACACACUUCUUUCUAUAGAUGGCAAUAUUUCCUUUUCGAACUGAUCUUAUAGAUUCGCGGAUAGUGUUAUUAAAUAUUCAUAUGAAACAGAAAAGAUGACAACCAAACAUAAGGGUGGAAAAGGGGGGGGGGAGGGGGGAGAAAUAAUCAAUCACGCAUAGUUUAGUUUAUUUUUUAAAGAAUAUAAUUUUAUUCUUUAAAAAAAAAUAUAUAACUUCUAAUGCUGAGAUUUGCCUAUGGGUUGAGCUGUGCAUGUUCCCACUGGACCAAGUGUGUGGCCAAGUUUGCAAAUAUUGUAUGAUGGAUGUGAAUGAUAGCCAGAGAUUGCAGCUGAAAUCGGCUGGGUCUAACAGACCCGUCACACAAAGAUGCUGGCAUCAAAAGAUGGGAGUGAAGGAGGGGGGAGGAGGUAGAGCCAAUUCAAAAGAAAGAUGGCCGAGGCAAAAUUGGAAUCACUUUUGCGUGGGAAAAAUGGAUUGGCGAGAGUGGUCGGAGAUGAGGGGAAGCCAACAGUUGCAUGUGAUGGUAUGAGCCAGGCAGUGUGUGGACGGACGGCUGGCUUGUACAGCGGUGUGACAGGAGAGUUGUUUCUUGUGGUCAUCUGUUUAUUCCUAAUGACUUGCAAUAUGGAUGGAAAUGUACUUGAUUGUCAAGAUUUUAUUACUGUGGGGAUUUAAUAAUGUGUUCACAUAUUUGAAAAUGAGAUUACCGCUGUGAGACACCGGAAAAGUGAUGUAAAGACACAUGGGCUUGCUGGCUAGAGAUCGAUUUCCCUGUUACAUGGGGGAUAUUAAGUCAGCACCUCAAAUAGCCACAAGUUUCCUAUGUUUUUUUAUCUUCUAUAUAAUCGGCAAACAUGACUACUUUCUUGGGAUAUGUGUUACUUCUGUUAGAGCUGAUUAAAUUGGAAUAUGCACCCGUUGCUUAACAUUAUUCAUCUGUGAUAUAUUGCAUGGAUGGUCGCUGUUUUUUUUUACCAUGUUCUUUUGAAGUACCGACCCAUUCAGUCAGAUAUAUUGACAUAUUUUUUUACACCCCCCUCCCCCCAUUUCAAAAACGCCCCCGUAACUAGAAGGGAAAUGCCCUUUUGCGUAUUAUCUAAUGUGAAGUCCUGCCAGGUAUUGUUAAACAAGCAAACGUUGAGAUCUCUUAUCGAACGUAUCUCAACAUCUUGAUCUUUAAUGUCUCGGCGAGGGCUUGAAUACGAGGGAAGAUGUUCUUGAGCAGAUACAGCACUUAGGAAGUCGAUGAUCUGAUUUUUAUGACCUGAGUGCCCUAGCCCUGGAGUACUAGAGUUUCGAGAUUGCUUUACUUGACUCUCUGCUGGAGACCCGGCACUCGCAUUAUCGAUUUUUUUGGGUUUAAAGUUGAAAAAGAGAGAGCCACUUAAAUACAGUAAAAGGUAGUUCAAACAAAGAAAAAAGAAGCGUAAUCUGGAAACUCUCCAUUUUCAAACAGGAUUUUCAAUAUUUGGCGCUAGUACCCAUUUGAACAUCUGGUCUGUUAGAGCUCCGUCUGUUGGCCUGAUGUGUCCUAAUAACAAGCUUUAAGAAGUAACUAAAAAAAGAGAAACGUUUUAAAUGUAUGUUUGGAAGAAUUGUUGCAGAGAUAAAGUCUCCUCAUAUCGGCACUUCAAGUUGACUUCAAAAUUUCUCUUCACCCUCACCCCUUUUUUUACACACACACACACACACACUAAAUUAAAAACACUGGAUAUCAAACACGUUUCGAAUUUGAACUAAAUUUGAUCAAAUGAAUAAUUGUGAUUAAACACAUCAAUAAAAUACGCGAGAGGGAGGGGGGGGGGCGCGGCGACAAAACGCAAGCUGUGAUCAGGUGCGUGAUGUUUUAGUUUUAAAAAUAUAGCUUUAAAUAAUAGCCGUGACCCAAUAAUACUGAACUAAUAAUGGUACCAGACUUUGCUCGGGUAGAAAUGAACCAUGAAUAAAACAGUUCUUGACAACUUAUAAUCAGCAUAUUUCUCUGGCCCAGUGGUUCUCAGCCAUGGGGUUGCCUAAGACGAUCAGAAAACACCCAUUUGUGAAGUAGCAACGAAAAAUAAUUGUAUGGUUGGGGGUCACCACAACACGAGUAAUUAUAUUAAAGGGUCGCGGCAUUAAGAAGGUUGAGAACCACUGCUCUAGCCGAACGUUUAUCUUUCGAAUGUGUCAAUGUAAACGUACAUAAAGAUUUAAAAAAACAAAACGUUCUUAUAAGACGUUCACAAAAGAAAGCAGCCACUUCUAUGAUUGUUCUAAUUCAAGAAACUUGGUGUGGGACAAUGACAAUGUUUCCAGCUGAAAGCAGAGAAUGGCUCUCGUGAUUUGUUAUAGCUAAACAUUUCCUAAGUCCCGUGCCGCCCCCGCUAACAGAUGCACGACUGGCAAUGGCUUGUGUUUGUGUUAAGGAAGUCCGAUAUAGAUUCAUCUUUGUGUGUCAAGAUCUCGUCAUUGGAGGACACGGGAUCUGGCCUAAUUAUUGAUUUAAUACCAGGCUCAGUUCGCUUCACGUGAGCUUCUCCAGGGCGUCUCAUGAUUCAACAGUUUGUCAGUUAGAAAUACUACCAUUCCCCCUUUACUAUAAUGCACAUGGAGUCCGCGUGGAUAUCGGCAGCAGUGGAAGGCGUUUAUGUCCUACUGUUGAGACUAGGGCGACCACGUGAGAAUCAUGUCACUUGUACACCUUUAAUACUAGUAGUUUGAACUGCAGCUGGUUUGUACCAUUACAACCUCAAACCAUCGAAAUCAUCUCUGUUUGAGACGAGAAGAAAAAAAAUAAGUGGGGGGAGGGGGAUGUCAAAGUUUGAAAAAAAUAUUACCAUAAUAAAAAAAAAAAGAAGAAAAAAAUAAAACAAAAGGCUGAAUAUUUGAGUAAGUUCAUUGAUUUGUGGGGUUUGUCUUCCUCACUCCAACGUUUAGCUUUGAAAAUGGUCUCGUCAUAGCAUCCUUAAAUGAAGUAACCUUAGUCAUUUUAGUCAUUUUUGUGUUCUUUUGAAUUAAAGUUUUGUCCAUCUCCUUAGCAAAUAAAAUGAUUGUAACACAUAUCUAAAUAUAAUUAGUGUUUCCAACAAAAACGCUGGAAGAUCAUUCCUAGAAUGACUAUGCAAAAGAUUGAAUUGUUGGCGUAACAAAUCACGACAGCUACCAGCUGGACAUACCUCGGCACGUUUGUCAACAAAGCCGUCAACAAUUUGGGGGUCAUUUACUUGCUGGUCAGCUCCGGUACUAGCCUUGCUGUUUGUUUAAACCAGUGUCAGUAGACCCCUGGCUAUGUGGGUCUUUGUAUCGGGGAAUCCACGUUAAACUUUGCUCUUGUAAAAUACACUCAUGUGUGGUGUGUAUUCGUGUGUGGUGUGUAUUCGGCUCACGUAGCUAUUUAUUUAAGACAACUUGAAACACUAAUUUUGUUUCAUAUCUUUUGAUUAGUAUCGAUUUCAUGCACUUAGUGAGUAUAUAGUACUAUGACUGAAACACUGGAUACUCUGUCCUAGACUGGUUCACGUGUCCGGAUUCUAACAAAUGGAGUGACAACAGAAUCCACUAUUGGCGUAGCAAUCUAACAAACGCCCUAUUUCUUUUGGAUGUGUCUUGUAAAAUUGUGAAACUUAAUUGGAAAAUAAAGUGUUCACUUGUUUUAAUUGUGAGAAUAUUGAGGCGUGAUAUAAAGUCAUGGAGUCAAUUUCACUAAUAUAAGACAACAGUCGGUACAUGCCUCGACCCCCUGAAGGCCUUCGACCACCAGAGAAAAUGUUCUUUGCAUCAGGUCAGCCCAACGAUGGCCAGGAAGAGUUUGACGAAGCAUCCUGGGAGAGCGCUCGCUCCAGUUGGAUCUACAUGGAGAUGGAGCCCAGACAAAAAGCUUGCUGGUUUGACAAGGGCUUCUGCGUGUCGCCGGACGAGCAGCACAAGUUUAACCUCAGCGGGAACUCGGACGGCAUGUCACUGGCGAUGACGUCAUUGGACACAACGGGAGUCUCCGAAGACGGUGACGUGAGUUUUGAAUUUGUGGAGGGCGUGACGUCAGGGCGCCUGGAUGAAGAGGAGGAGGAUGGUGAUUAUGAGCAGAUAAGUGACCAGCUUCAGGAACCGUGCUAUGCAACGUGUGAUAUUCUUGUCAGCAACGACAACUUUAUUCUCAAAAAGGAGCAAGGGAAGAAUCCAAUGAAAUCAGACUCCAGCUCCAAUAUACAUGGACAUGCAUCAGAUACAAGUGGUGAGAAAACGUCUGCCGCACGACGGUCGGUGUCACUGGACAGUUAUCCUUUACCCAAAAAUCCACUCCAGUUACUAAAACAGUCGGAGACAUUUCACUUUCCCCACAUGGCUAAAGCUAGAUUACGAGCAUUACCUCCUGUGCCCCACAACUCUAGGAAGUAUCCCGAUAGUCCCCUCGCGUCGUCUGCGUCGUCUCCGUCACAAACUAACAUCGCCAACCAGCCAUCUUCGUCGUCAAAAAGUCCGUUGUUGCUUCGUGUCGAAGCAGAUGCCGACAGAGAUUCCAUAUUUUCUCUAUCAACAAUGGCGACGGUUUCCACUGCGACCAGCUGUGGAAGCCUGUAUCGUAUACCCGCUAAAGUGCGCAAGCUCUCCACGUCAUCUACCUCAGCUAAAUCUACCUGGUCAGCCAUCACAAGUAAAAGUAUUGCCAGACACCUUGGUCAUAUUUCGUCAGACCCUAUACGGAUUACCACCCAUCAGGCCCCGGUGUCGCUUCUCCCCAAAUUGCUGAGGGAUGUUUUUGCUUACCUCUGGUGUGAGAACCCCGAUCGUGACCCUUUUAAUACAUUUUCUGUGUCUGAGACAGAUCUUACCUCAGCCAUAGCACAUCUCGAGCACCAACUCAGCACGAGGGUCCGCAGUCAGGGGGAGAAAAGUCGAGCCAGUUUGUUUUCAAAUUUGAUCAACCCCAGCCCGACCCAGCCUACCGCCACCUCCACCCCAAGCUCGCCCACGUCCGAGAGCCCUGCCUGUCUAGACCUGGGCAAUGAAGAUGAAACCAGUUCUGGUCCCAUGAGUCAGCUCCCAUUUAGGGUCCAGUUUAUUAUGGAGAGCUAUUGUAACAUUUACAUGAUGAGGUACGUUUUAUAGUUGGUCGAUAUUUCUCAUUCCUUUCCCCACUCACACACAUCAUAUUAUGACAUGGCAUUGGGGAAUGAAGAUGCUUUUUACAAGGCAGCGUGAUGCUCAAUGAUAUUUAUUUAUUAUGAGGAACAAAGUGAAGUUAUUGACACUUAAUUGUCCAUUUGGUAAUGGGUUAGAUUAUCUGACAAGAAGCGCUGCCGAGAAAGGAACACUUUUACGAAUCCAACUUGGAUUCUUCAGUAUAAAGAGAGUAAAACAGAGUAGGGUUCAACCUGAAAAAGAGUAAAACAGAGUAGGGUUAAACCUGAAAAAGAGUAAAACAUAGGGUUAAACCUGAAAAAGAGUAAAACAUAGUAGGGUUAAACCUGAAAAAGAGUAAAACAUCGUAGGGUUAAACCUGAAAAAGAGUAAAACAAAGUAGGGUUAAACCUGAAAAAGAGUAAAACAUAGUAGGGUUAAACCUGAAAAAGAGUAAAACAGAGUAGGGUUAAACCUGAAAAAGAGUAAAACAGAGUAGGGUUAAACCUGAAAAAGAGUAAAACAUAGUAGGGUUAAACCUGAAAAAGAGUAAAACAUAGUAGGGUUAAACCCGAAAAAGAGUAAAACAGUAGGGUUAAACCUGAAAAAGAGUAAAACAGAGUAGGGUUAAACCUGAAAAAGAGUCAAACAUAGUAGGGUUAAACCUGAAAAAGAGUAAAACAUAGUAGGGUUAAACCUGAAAAAGAGUAAAACAUAGUAGGGUUAAACCUGAAAAAGAGUAAAACAGAGUAGGGUUAAACCUGAAAAAGAGUAAAACAGAGUAGGGUUAAACCUGAAAAAGAGUAAAACAGAGUAGGGUUAAACCUGAAAAAGAGUAAAACAGAGUAGGGUUAAACCUGAAAAAGAGUAAAACAAGUAGGGUUAAACCUGAAAAAGAGUAAAACAGAGUAGGGUUAAACCUGAAAAAGAGUAAAACAGAGUAGGGUUAAACCUGAAAAAGAGUAAAACAGAGUAGGGUUAAACCUGAAAAAGAGUAAAACAUAGGGUUAAACCUGAAAAAGAGUAAAACAUAGUAGGGUUAAACCUGAAAAAGAGUAAAACAAAGUAGGGUUAAACCUGAAAAAGAGUAAAACAAAGUAGGGUUAAACCUGAAAAAGAGUAAAACAGAGUAGGGUUAAACCUGAAAAAGAGUAAAACAGAGUAGGGUUAAACCUGAAAAAGAGUAAAACAUAGUAGGGUUAAACCUGAAAAAGAGUAAAACAUAGUAGGGUUAAACCUGAAAAAGAGUAAAACAUCGUAGGGUUAAACCUGAAAAAGAGUAAAACAAAGUAGGGUUAAACCUGAAAAAGAGUAAAACAUAGUAGGGUUAAACCUGAAAAAGAGUAAAACAGAGUAGGGUUAAACCUGAAAAAGAGUAAAACAGAGUAGGGUUAAACCUGAAAAAGAGUAAAACAUAGUAGGGUUAAACCUGAAAAAGAGUAAAACAUAGUAGGGUUAAACCUGAAAAAAAUAACGCAACAAAACUAAUUUUAUAUUGUGCUAACCUGAUUGCAGUCUCUCCCCUCAUUACCCUUGGAUUCUUCAGCUCACACCUUUGAUGUACAGUAGUAAAUAGUUGGGGAUAGAAAUGGCAGAUUAUUAUCGCAAAUCAGAAAUAAUGACCACUUGACCAGACUUCUACACCCUCUGUCUGCACCUACUCAAACGAAUAUUUGUGGCGUUUGACUAAAUUAUACCACCGUGAGAUGAUAAACGAGCAUGUCCUGGGCAUGUCCAUUUUUUAGCCCCUUGUAUCCCAACAAUGAAAAUAUAAAAUUCGAUGUUCUGCGUGGUUUCAAUAUCAAUGCCUGGUAUUUAUCAUGGUGUGGAAGAGAGCAUAUCUGAAGUGUUCGUGUCAGUCUGUGUGUUCUAAACAGCUCGUUGAAACGGCAGUCCUCGUUUUGAAAUUUAAAUGUAUACAUCCACGUGCUGGAGGAAAAUUUGCACAAAGCAAUCAACACACAAUUGCACCUAUUUGGAUCAAUCUUAUCUCAUACGACCUCACAAGCCUUACAUCUUUCAAUAUGCUACUGAAACGUAAGCGUGCUUUGAAGGUCUUAUGUUAAUUAUGGCGAUGGUUUUCCCACUUAUAUUUUACAGUUUUUCUCGCGUAACUUGGCCAUUGGGUUAAGGGACUACAUGAAGAUCAUGGUUUGGAUUUACUCAUACCAAGCUGUUUCUUUUCUACAUUGUACUGUAUACAGCCUUUUAGCCAGGGGUGCAAAAAAGGGAGGGGGCCGCUCCCGCUUAGACCUUUUUUUUUCAAAAUCAUUAAAAAAAAAUAUAUAUAAAAAAAAGAUCCCUGUAUUUUGUAAUGGUCAAGCCUAAGUCAAAACUGAUUACGUCAAACCUGAGUAUGUUCAAAACUGACUAGGUCCAAAAUGACUACGUCAGACCUGACUACUUCACAACUGAAUACGUCAAACUUGAGUAUGUAAAAAAAAACAACUGACUAGGUCCAAAAUGACUACGUCAAACCUGACUACGUCAAAAACUGACUAAGCCACUGACUAUAAACUGUCAAUGAACCAAGACUGAGAAAACGUCUAUCCUCUCGCCACUUUCAUGUCAUAAGUCUGUCUCGGCCUCCUUCCUGUCGAUUCAGUUACGCGGUGUUCUUUUUCAGUUCACUGUCCAGAGUUAUUUGUAGCCUACCGGUACUUGCCAAUAAUGCGUGAAUUAAAACACAACAACCCAGUUCUGCUUGUCCUUUGGGCUCAAUAAUAUACCUGGCCGAUUGGCAAUCAAGCCACAACUUGUAUCAUGAUGUCUGAAAAAUCAAAUCAAAACUAAAGCUGAAUUUCAUAUGGUGUGCAAGUUGAUAUGGUGUGGGUAAAAAGGGGGUGGCAUAAAAAGAGAUGCGGCGUGCUUAUGUGAUGCUUUUUGGCCACAAGCCCAUAACGAGAUUGACAGGGGACUAUUAAAUUAUAAAUUGCCACCACCGGUCGCGGCCAUGGCUUGUAAAACUUUGCCAAACCAGGUUCUAGCAGUAAACUCCAUUUUCUGUCAACAGGACAAAGGACGCUCAUCUCACAAAGUGACGCUAUUGGGACGGCCGAAUCAAUACACCGUUCAUUUUUCAAGCAAACAAAUCUUAGGGUCAACUCACCGGACGAUUGGGGGAAAAAAAAGGGGGGGGAGGGGGGUCAUUGUAUUCACAGUUUCAUAACAAGAUGUUUCUCCCGUCAUGAUUGACCAAAUCGCCAUUCAAUAGCGCUGUUUGUCAACCAACUUAAAGAAAGGAAUUGUCGCAGAGUUGUUAUUAAAUAAACGCCAAGCUUCCUAUGCUAGAUUUUUACCAGCGGUUUAAAUCACCGAUUCAACUAGAAAUGUUCAAUUAAUUUUAAAAUGAAUCAUAUAAGUACGGUUUACUCAAAUUUAUUGGAAAACUUUCUGUGUACUGAGGUUGUAGUUGGCCCUGUUGUACUUUAAGGUUGUGGACGGCUAUUUAUAUAUGUAUAUAAUGUAAAGAGGAACGGUGAUUUGGUCGUUUUCAUCAAUUCUCGUUAGUAAUUUAGUUCUUCCUAGGGGCUAUCCAACUCACCAAAAUCCUUUGGGUAAAACUAGGCACAAAACUCUAAUGUAGUCUAUUGGAGUUGAUUAGAUGGCAUCUUUUCAACGAAUAAAACGGUCGUAAAUCCAUCUUUUUAGUUGGUGAAAAGCGAGGCGAAGGGGUUUGGUGGUGGUAGUGUAUGUUUUCCGUGGUAAUCCUUGCUUUGGCAUUGUGUACACGUCCACUUCUGGCCAAAUGAAGUGCUAUAUUUGUCUUCACUAGUAAGGCCUUUUGUUGACGUCUGGCUAUCAGAAGAAUCUGGCCAACCAAGCCGUUGCCUGUCGGCACCCAUUCUUUACAUUUCUAUGUCCUAGUUUGUUGUUGUUGCUUUCGUUUCGUUUUUUUUUUUUUUUUUUUUUUUUUUUUUUUUUUUUUUUUUUUUUUUUUAAAAUUUUUUUUUUUUUUUUUUUUUUUUUUUUUUUUUUUUUUUUUUUUUUUUUUUUUUUUUUUUUUUUUUUUUUUUUUUUUUUUUUUUUUUUGAGCUUUGAAGAAAUUUUGUUUAAUUGCUUUUAAAUGUAAACAGUGAAAGUCAUCUGUCGUAGUCACAUAAACUGCACAUAUUUGUUAGUUAUGUGUAAAACUAUAAUAAAUGUAUAUAAAACGUACGUACAAAAUCGUAGUACUGUAGUUCAAUAAUCUCUUAGCUUUUGCAAGAGCUGGUUAUUUUUAAACAAGUUCAGUUGUUUAAAAAAAAAAGAAUCUUAGUACAAAACCGACUAGUAGUGAAAACUGCUUUUUAGUGAGCAACACAAAGCCACAUUUGAUUAAAAGUUUGAAUAUACACACAUGUUCUUCCCUGUUGCCCAUGAUAGCACUAACAUCUCUCUCACCUUACAUGAGAUCAUUGUCCUGCUCUCUCAUACUGAAAAAGUGUUUCCUUUGACAUUUUUUUCUAAUGACAUAAUUACUACAGCCCUACAGACUACAGCAGCAAUUCUUUGUGGUCAUGUUGCCAUUAAUGGAAAACAAUAAGUAUUAAUAUACCACACAAUUUCUUUACAAAUAGCUUAAAGGAAAGUAAAUGUUGGCAUGAUAUAUGGAUAAACUGAAAAGAUAAAAUCUUUUCUCAGAGUUUAUUUAUCUAUUUACCUUCUCCUUGUUUUUUUUUUUUAAAAAUUUAUCCCAUAAUUCUUUUAGGAGCUGUAAAUUAUUUGCUAAGAAUUUAGUUAUUUUGGUGAAGAGGCUCAUUUUUAAUCUCAUGCACUAUUGGCUGCUGUCUUCCAUCUUCCAUGGUUGAGUUGUUUUAUUCACGGUCUUCCUCCUCCCAACUUCCUUGCUGAGCUCACAUCAUUUCCACUUGCUUGGCCUUCCCCCCCCCCCCCCCCCCCCCCCGUAGCUGGGAUAAACCCAGACCCACUAUUACUUGGUUGUGAGGCAGGCAAUAUUACCAUUUAUAUCUAUUUAAAGUAAGUUGGCAUAUUUGUGACAUGGAGUGAAAGAGACAGAUCAAAUAGCACCAACACAAUGGAUCAGAACACUUAAUCCUGACAGUCUUCGCUAAUCAAAUGUGAUACUUGAGCAGAAACAUGUGGUUAAACACAAGGGAUUUAAAUUUGUGUACUUAUCUGACUGUUUCAUAAUUUAAUUCUUUUCUCUACAGGAAACAAGAUUUACGUGAGCUGAAGUUGCUUCAAAAGCAGGAAAACAAGCAGAUAACUGAUCUGUCCUACAAAAAUCAUUUAGCACUAGAGGCUAAAGAGAAGAAGUUUGAUACAGACAGUAAUGUAAGUUUCUUGUGUUCUAUCAGGUGACCCUGCUAGAGGUGGCAUAUUUGCUUGAGAAGGAAAUGCAGGAUUCUUCUCCCAUUUUUCAGGUUUAGUCUUGGUUCCAUAUUGAACAUACUGUGCACAUGUGUCCUGGUUCUGCUAUGUAAACUGGAGAUUUAUGUUUUAUGUCCUCACUGGUCCCAAGUUGGGUGUAGUUUGAAUGGGUCUCCCAUUUGUUGAUUUACAAACUUUUGCCUUUAUGGUAUAUGCUUGGUACAGGGGUAAAAAUGUUGUAUGUUUCUGAAUGUAUACAUCCUUAAAGGUCAAAAUUUAAAAAAAAAUAGAAUCCUCGGUCUUACAUUGGUUUGCUAGUAUAUAAAAAAUGAUAUGAACUUAGCGUGAAACACUUUUGAAACAAAAAGAAUGUGAGUGUCGUUUAAGUCUUGCUAUGUAAACCCUGUUUAGGCUGCCAAGAAAAGCUUUGACCAGGAUCUGGAUAUGUUGAUAAAACAACAGAAACAGUUGAUAGAGAAGGCAGAGCAGGCUCAACAGAAUGACAUGAAGAAUGCUGCCAAGAAAAUCAAAGGAGAGCAGGUGCGUUUUAUUGAAUCGAAAGCUACCCUCAUUUAACUUUAAGUAUAAGUCUUGUUACAAUAAGACCGAUUAGCAUCUACAGAACUGAAAUAAAAUUGAGUUAAGAUCGUGUGGAACAAAUUUCUAUUGUUUAAUGACACCAGAGGCUGGGGUGCCAUCAACAAAAUCUCAACAAGGUGGUCACAUGUCUUUUCAGGAGAAGGAGCUGAAGAUAUUUAGAGAGAAACAGAAACAGGAGAUGAAACUACUUAAACAGGAGCUGGAUAUGUUGCCCAGAGACAGUAAGAAGGAAACAGCUCAGAAGAUGAGAGAGGCCAAGCAAAUUGAGAUGGAGGAAAAGGUAAGAGGCGUUCAUUGGAUCCCAUGCAUUUAACAGAAGGGGGCAGAUGGGACAACUGAGGAGGAAGUGGAGGAGACCACAGAGAUAAAGAUUAGAUCCAGACUUUUUUUUUUAGUGUUAUGCUGUUAAUGAACCACUUUGUGGUCUCAAAUACUAACAUCAUUUGGUUAAGAUGCUAAUAGAAAAUGUCUUGGAGUAUAAACAAUUUGUUUUCAAAGUCACACGUUUUUAAUUAUUAUUAUAAUAUAUUUAUAUACCAGACCUGUUUACACUCAAACUCUUAAUAUCAUCACAAAAUCGUUUGAUACAUUAUCUUAAUAGUAAAAAAAUAAACACAGUAUAUUUAAUGUAUACACCACAAAAUCGUACAUUGUAUGCCAAAAUCGUGAUAGUAAACAGGUCUGAUUUAUACAUUUUUGUGUCUUAUGAACUUGAAGCUGUAUAACGGUCCAGCCCUUUUUUUUUACCAUAUAAUAGUGGACACUAUUAAACAUAAUUUUAUUUUAGAAUAGAGGUGAAUUUCAGAAUCAAAAUCAUGUCAUGAAAACUUAGAAAUUGCUGUAGUGGAUGAUGUGUUGUUAAUUCUCUAUAUACCCAAUUACAUCUAGUAUAUCUACUAAUGAUUCCCAUCAAAAUGUCUCAUUUUUCAAGUAAUCUGAAUGAUACCACUGUUCAAUUUUAAAUACAUGAACAUUAAUGUAAAUGAUGUCCUCUUCUUAGGAGAGACUUUUUAUGGAGAACCAGGCUGAAAGAUUAGAAAAGCACAUGAGACAGUUGGCCGACCAGCAUAGACAGAAGAUUGCCCUAUUAGAGAGUCAGUGUCUGCAACAGAAACAACAGUUAUACAGGGGUAAGCUUUAUCCAGACAUUUCAUACUGGUGACAGGUUUUUAUUUGUUACAGAAGUUAUCUGAUGUGAUAUUGAUCUAGUGAUGGGUUAUUUAUUCUUAAUGCUAUGCCCAUGUCCCUGAGCUCCUCUGGUCAAUGCUGAACGAACGGUUGGAUUCUGAAACGAGAUUGGGUCAGUUUUUUAAUGUUCAUUUUUAAUGGGUAACUUUUAAUUUUUAUGUUGGUAAUUUUAUCCACUGUCCAUUCAGGUCGUGAAGCCAGUAACUGGGAGCUGGAAAAGAGUCAGCUUCAUGAAAGACACCAGUUGAUGAAGACACAACUCAAGGACAUGUUCUUUGUCAAACGUCACCAGAUGCUGACAAGACACCAGAAGGUAUGUGAUGAGCUGGUUGGGGUGAAGGUGUCCUAUCUUGGAUCUAAUGGAAUUGAAUGUCAAUGAAAUAAUUAAAACAUUCAUACUCACAAUCAGUGGAAACAUCUUCAUUGCGCCUAAAAUACAACCACAGUCUCUUUCUCUUAUCAAAUUUUACAAUAACUUUUUCAAAGGAAAUGGAAAACUUGAAGCGCUACAAUCAGACAAAGGAAGAUGAGAUGAUGAACAGACAUGCCCUCGAGAGACGAAGGCUGCCCAAGAUUCUCAAGAAUGAAGCCAAGACCAGAGCUCAGAUGUUCAAACAAAGCCUGCGGCUCAGUACCAUUGGCACUCCCGAAGAUGACAAAACAAAAAUCAAACAGGUGAGAAGUCUAUUUAAAUUUGUGGGGCAUUCCCGGUAGCACUGAAAUCUUUUUAUUGAAAGAUUUCAGAUGAAAACUGAGGAAUGUCACUUAAUAUAAAAAAAUAAAAACAAUUAAUUGUAAAAUAGAUUAAGAUUAUGAUAUUAUGAUCAAAUUUCCCAAUAAAGAAUUUAUUAGUCAAACUGACUUAUUAGCAUGGCACAGGCAGUCAUGAGCUACAAGUGAGGGAUAUAGACACUAUUUUGACAUGUAGUAAGCCACCUUAGUGCUGCACAAUUUUUUUUAAAUUUGUAUUAGAGCAUGAAUUCCAGGCAAAUAGUUCAUUAGAUUUUUAAAACUUCUGAACAAAGAAGGAUUUUUGAAGUUAUGAGAUUUAAUUUAUUUUUCAUGUAUAAAUGGCAGGGAAAGUUUUUCAAGGAGAUUAUUUAAGAAACAAAUAAUAUGAAAAACAGGUGUUAAAAAUGAACAGAAGGAUUCACAUAUAAUUUGGUCCCAUAGAAAUCUAUCAGGGUGAGGGUAUUUAAGGGAAUAGCAACAUGAACAUAUUUUGUCCAAAUGCCAUAUGUGAGUGAAUUGGAUUAAAUAAACCCUUGCAACAAAGUCUUUUGUAUAAAUCAUUUAUAUGUAUUUUUUAUUAUUUUAUUUUAUAUUAGUAUUCUAAUGAUCCACCGGCUUUUACACAGCAGAUCAUUUCAGCUUUUCAGAAAAACAAAAGAAGAUCUUACACACCAAAUGCACUUGAGAUAUUUUUUUUAAAGAAUCUCAUUUAGAGCAGUUUUCAGGAAAUUUAUUUUGUGAAAUCAAUUUCAUCAUAUUUCCUUCAUCUUCCAUUUGAAAAACAGGAAAAAUGAUUUUUGGGGGUUUGGGCUGAAAGUUUAAUAUUAUGUAUCAUCAUCGGCAACCAGUCCAUGUGCCAAGUUUCAGCUUGAUAGUUUGACUGGAACUGGGUCAAUUAACCAACCAUCUGAAGAUUUUGCCAGCCAGAAAGGUAUAAACAAAAUCAAAGUUAAUGCUAAUAUAAAGGAUUUAAUAAAUGAAACAAUUUCAGUUUGAGGAGAGUGAAAAGAAACGCAUGAAGUCUGAGCAACAAAGACAAGAAGAGAAACAUAAGAGACAGCUGAAAGCUUUACAAGACAAAAAUGAUGCAGCUGUUAAAGAACUGGAACAGUUACAGGUACGGUGCAGUUAAAACUUUAUGGCAUUUAAAUUACACUCAGUAUUUAUCAUAGUUAAAUGACACCAUCAAAACAUUUAGAUUUAACCUUGGUUAAUAAUCAGUUUUUAACGAUUUAAUGAAUGAACAAAAAAGUUGUAUGUCGAGUAUGAGCGUUCAUUAGUAAUUGUUGCGACUCAAUAUUAUGUUCAUUAGUUGUUGAACGCUUUUCCCGCGCUUGACUAUUAUAGUUAGUGAACGCUCUUCCCGCCAUUGUCUUUAUGACGUAUUUUUGUGCUGAUUCGUGACGUAUUGUCUACGCAGUGUUGUGACGUAUGUUUUAGUCGUGCGGCAGUCUUGAGUGGAACUUUGGAGUGAUAGGGUGUGUGUUAUUUGGGUCUGAUGGCGAGCUGCGAUAUAUUCAAGUGUACGUGUAUUAUAUUUACAUAGAUAUUAAAGUUAUAGUUAUUAUCAAAAGGAGUUGAGUUGGUUCAAUGAUAGUGAGAAUAGUACGACGCUUCAACGUGUGAAAGAACUGACGAAUGUAAUCAAUCCAAGAAGACGUUAGGAGUUGACAUUGUAAUUUUAUGCAAUGGCUGCAUUGCUCUUGAUGGUGCAUCAUUAACUAUAUCUUUUUCACUGAGCACUUUGAGUUUUUUAAAUAUAUUGGAGCUGAUGUCAGCUCUCCUGUUUUUUCUUCUCAUUGUGUGAUUUUUACCAUUUAAAAUUAUGUGUUAAAAUCUGUUCUUUUAAGGCUGAGAAACGCAAAAUGCUGAUGGAGCAAGAAACUCAAAAAAUCAAAGAGCUUGAUGAUCAGUUCACACUAGACAUGAACCAGUGGAAAGCUUUGCUCAUACCCCGUAAACAGGUAAACAACCAUCUUUUAAGACAGAGUUUAAUGCCUUUUAUAAAUUAUACAGCAAUAAAGCAUUUUUAAAAAUUUACCUUAAGUAUAUUUAAAAUUUUUAAAAUUUAAAAUUCAAAAUUUUAAAUACAUUUGUUUAGACACUGGAGGAGCAAUUUCAGAGAGAAAUUGAAGAGCAGCAAUCAUUCUAUGCUGAUGUGGCUGGAGAAGGGAGCAUACCAGCUUUGCCUAACAUUCGUUCCAAUCCCUCAACGAUCCGAAGUAAAGGUAGAGACGGUUCAGGCUAUUCUCGCCACUCCACUGUUAUUUAACAUCACUCAAUCAAAAAUCUUUGAUCAAACACGAUGGACUGGCCGACAGAUGGACUGGCCGACAGUUAAAUGUUCAAUGUCCUCAAACUCUUGCACAAACACCUCACCAUGCAUACAUGUAGGAUAAGAGUACAGCACCUUCUCCCCAAUUACAGGACUGGAGUAUGUACCAAUAUGGACACUCAUUUCUAGUUAUAAUCUUUUUAAUUGUCAGUGCUUUUGCUACAAUAAUGCAGCUGAAACAUUGUCAACCAUGGUUUUUAGUACAUCUUUGAAGAACGCAUGAUGCAAAAAUUGUGUUUUUUCACUUGAUUAUAUGUCAGUGAUUUUUUUAAAGUUUAGCGUACCCAACUUCUAUUAAAUGAGCAGCAUGUUUUCUGUUGUCUUGAAUUCAUAUGGAGUUAACACAACAUUUGAAGGUAAGAUCUACUGAUCGGUGCACAUAAGGAUUACCAAAAAGUUUAUUCAAAGCUCCAAGGAACGUUAGAAAGUAUUUUUUAUUUUAAUGAAUGUGGCCCCAAACCAUAAAUCUGUUUACAGGAAUUUUACAUCUUAAAAUAUUUUGACAUCACAAUUUAUAAAUCAAUUAAAUUUUUUCAGCCAGGGUUGCAUAUAUGUUUUAAAGACAUUUUUUAUAAUCCUUCAACUCAGGCCUGCACAACUCAAAAUGUAAGGCUUAAUGAAAAAUUUGUGUGGGCUGAAAGAAAAAGGGACGGGGGAAAUCUAUUAAGAAAAUAAUAAUAAAACAGAAUAUUUCUUUACUUCUUGGGCCGCAAAGUGGGUGUUGGCUCGCCGUAUGUUGUGCAGGCCUGCUUUACCUCAAAGAAAUUUUCUCAUUUCUAUUUAGACCUUUACAAUUUUUGCAUUUUAUGAGCUGCUUACUCUAAAAGGGCGGUUGAGUAAUUGGUUUAUGAUUUCUAUCAUGUCCAAUUUUACAAGAAGCCUAGGGAAAUAUUUUGAUUCAUUUGUUUCAAUUAAUUCUCAUGUAGAGAUAAGAUUUAAUGCCAUAGGCUGUAAAACUCUUGCAUGAUAAUUGCUUAAAGCAUUUGGUGAAAUAUCGACAUUAGAAAGAGAUUUUUUGUUCUUUUUCUACAGACAACUUUGAUAUAACAACAAAAUAAUCCAAACAUCAUGCAUACAGUUUAUAUGUCACUGUAAAUUGUCAUGUAAUACUGGUGAUGGCAGUCUAGAGUAUUUUUUCAUAAUGACUCAUUCAUUUGCACAUGACUGAUAUAAAUAACUGUAUUGUUAUUUACAUUAAAAAACUUAUGGUGUACAAAGUUACUAUUUAUGCCCACUUAUAAAACCCAUAUUCAUAAUGUAGACUUUAUUCAAAUGGAAGUUGUAAUGUUUUGUUAAAGGCAUAUAUUAUGGUCUCAUACACUCUGGAGUCACUUGAGUUGCAUGAAAGGGUGUAUUUUUUUAAUGUUACUUUUUAAAAUGUUCAUUUGAUAUAUCUGAUUGUAUUGUAAAGUAAAUGUGUGCAUAGGCCAACAUAUACAAAUCAUGCUAUGAUUGGCUUGGUGUUUUUUUAACAGCCUAGUUUUUAAUAAUUCUGUGGUAAUGUGGUUGUCAUAAUUUCAUUUAUAUAAAUAUAUAUAUAUAUAAAUAUAAUAUUUCACAGCAAAAUGCAUUUUCAGAUACAUUUCAUUUUAAAUAGUCUUUCAUUUGAUAACAUUUGUAGACUUAAUUUGUAUUGUCCUAUACAGAACCGUUAGCUGUGUAAGCAUCGUUUUGUUUGUUUCCCUUAAUGGCCACUUUUGGGUUUUCACAAUGUUUUUGUAGGAUUUAUUCAAUUGUUAUUAUAAAACAAAUCAAGCAUUCAUAAAAAGACUUGUUUUUUCUAAAACCUUGCUUCGAAAAGAAUUAAUUUCUAUAACCUUUAGGAAAAGCGGAAACAAAAUUAAUUGAUUUGACAAAGUGUACCAAAAAAAAAAGAUAAUUAUUUGGUAAAUAAAAUGCUGUGAUAAAAUUUUUUUAAAAAUUGGUUUAGAUAAAAAAAAUUAAGUGCACAAGCAUGAUUUAGUAAUUUCUUUAGCAUAUCAUAGUUCUAUAUUGUUUACAUAAUUUGUGAAAGUAAUUGAAAUACUGGCAUAAUGUUUAGUUUUCUAUUUGUACAUAUGCUUGAUAAGACCGCAGGAAUAUUUCCAUCUAGAAAAUGCAUCCAUAUUAACAGCAAACCCAAGCUUUGUAAAUAGCCAAUAUCCUAACAAAUCUGCAUACACUUUCUUUUCUUUCCAUAAUGAUUGAUUUUGUCAUACUUUUUUUAUUAGUUCUUUUAUUUGUAGGCUUUUGGACUUAACUCUUUUGUUCUCAAAUGCUACUUAGAGUUCAUAUACAGUACAUAUUUUUAAUGUACAAUUGUAUUACCAUAUAGUUUUUAGAAAAAUUAGCUUAUAGGAACUGUUGUUUAAGUUUUUGUCUUAUUUUGAUGAUGUUUCAUUAAAGUUUUUUCAUUUUCACUAUCUAAUGCAUUUGAUUGGAAGCACUGUUUGCUUUGCAAGCAUUGUCACAAAAAAUCUCCAGGAAUCAAAGAAAAUAUUGAACAAUUUUUUUUAAAAUUUAUUUGUUUAAUUAUUUUUUUUUGUUGGUUUGUGAGUAGUGAGAAAUCUAUUUCAGAAUACCCAAUAGUAUUUGAGUUUACAGUAAUAUUAAUUGCAAUAAUCUUUAGCAUUUCUCUAAUUUCUAGUGGCUUUUUUCCAGUUCAAUUUUAGAUUUUCUGCUCUUGCCAGAUAGUAUGUGAAUAGAAACAUAGCCAUAGUACAAAGCUUUUUGAUACAGUGUCACCAAUAAAAACUAUAUUGACAUCCACACCUUUAGAACACAUAAAAACCCAAGCAGUGGUGUUACAAACCAUCAAUUAAGUGUACCACUGAGUUAACCAGUUACGUACAAUAGGCAAACUCAAUAUUAUGUUGAAUAUCCAGUUAUAAAAAAAUUAAUUUCAAAAUAACCGAAACUUUAUAUUAGGAUGAAAAAAUAAAAAAGACUUUAAAAAAAAAUAAAACAUUUGAAAUAAGAGAAAUCUAAUAUAGUCCAUGUUAUUAACAAACAGUGAGAGAGACAAUUCAUUCUGUAUUGAAAUAAUCAUGUAACUUGGUUUAAUUUUUUUUAAACAUAUUUUUUAAUUUACUAUCUAUUAAAAAAGUAUUUUCUGUGGUGUAACCUAUGUACAUAAAAGAAUGGAUUUAUAAUAAAUGAUAUUACCAGUGAUGGCAACGGUCAUAAAACAUUCCUAUACUGGCUGGAACUGGUGCACACACAGGGCUGUUUCAUUGUUAAUAUUGAAUUACUGUAGGACUUCACUAACAGGGUAUAGACUAAAAUUUAACUGCUGCACUCUCUAAUAAGUCUGGAAUCGCCCUCAUGUUGUGAUAGUCAUACAAGCUAUAUAAAAGCUUCUUGAGAGGGUAUCACAAAUGAAAAAUGGGAGGUCUCUUCACUUCAAAUAGACAGCGUUGCUUACUUGUUGACAAAAUAUCUUACUUUGAUGCUUCUCUGUUUACCACAAAAAGGCUUGUGAAAAUAGUUUAAAACUAAUCAGCUUAUAGAUAUUAAAAAGGGGAGAUAAGAAAGCAAUACUUCAAACUCAGAUUUUAAAAAAAAUUAAAUAAAUUUUGAAAUCUCUGAUAAAUGAAAACUUGUUAAUAUAUUUAACUUUACUGUGGCUUCCAUGUUUACACGGUUACUUAAUGGAAAUGUCUGGAGUGUAGGAUUCAAUUCUAUUUUAUACAUGUUGCACUCUGUUCGUUCACUUUUAAUUAAUAAUAUUUUAUGACUUGUAUUUAUUUGUUAAAUAUACAUAAAUAUUUUUUCCCAGAACAUUAAUUUUCUGGUUUAGUUUUCAGAAAGGGUUAAAUAAAUUAGUAUUAUUUUUACACUUCGAUGGUCUUAUCAAAAUAUUUCUCUAAAAGUUUUUAAUUAAAAAUGUUUGUUGGAUUCCUAGC